Messenger RNA from Sinocyclocheilus rhinocerous, 1503 nucleotides. RefSeq names its product gap junction alpha-9 protein-like. The transcript has 2 exons. Gene Ontology annotation, cellular component: connexin complex. Gene Ontology annotation, biological process: cell-cell signaling. The coding region runs from base 162 to 1367 and encodes 401 amino acids. The record is from RefSeq and is a predicted model, not a curated record. Gene Ontology annotation, molecular function: gap junction channel activity. NCBI's taxonomy places the organism in Eukaryota, Metazoa, Chordata, Actinopteri, Cypriniformes, Cyprinidae.
CCACAGCGUCCAGUCGAAUGAAAAACACAGCCGCCUCUUUCAGAUCAUUGUUAGAUGCGUUUUGAUCAUGCCGUCAACACGAUUAACAGUUUUUCCUCGUUCGGCGAUUUUAUAUCUUUUAGAGGAGCAACUUUCUCAAAUGCAGUGAUGUCCGUGUGAGGAUGGGCGACUGGAACUUUCUGGGAGGGAUUCUGGAAGAGGUUCACAUCCACUCCACUAUGGUGGGGAAGAUCUGGCUCACCAUCCUCUUCAUCUUCCGCAUGCUGGUGCUGGGUGUGGCGGCCGAGGACGUGUGGAACGACGAGCAGUCCGACUUCAUCUGUAACACGGAGCAGCCCGGCUGCCGCAACGUCUGCUACGACCGCGCCUUCCCCGUCUCCCUGAUCCGCUACUGGGUCCUGCAGGUCAUCUUCGUGUCCUCGCCCUCACUGGUCUACAUGGGCCACGCCAUCUACCAGCUGCGCGCCCUGGAGAAGGAGCGUCACUGCAAGCGUGUGGCUCUCCGGCGCGAGCUGGAGACGAUGGAGGCAGAGCUGGCGGAGGCUCGGCGGCGGGUGGAGCGGGAGCUGCGGCAGCUGGAGCAGGGGAAGCUCAACAAGGCUCCGCUCCGGGGCCCGCUGCUGCGCACAUACCUGGCGCAUGUGGUGACCCGCUCCGUGGUGGAGGUGGGCUUCAUGACAGGCCAGUACCUGCUGUACGGGCCCAAGCUCCAGCCUCUGUACAAGUGCGAGCGGGAGCCGUGUCCCAACGUGGUGGACUGCUUCGUCUCGAGGCCGACGGAGAAGAGCGUCUUCAUGGUGUUCAUGCAGGGCAUCUCCGCCGCCUCGCUGCUCCUGAGCCUGCUGGAGAUCCUGCACCUGGCCUACAAGAAGCUGAGGAAGGGGCUUCUGGACUACUGUCCGCCGCUGAGAGACGACGAUUGUGGCGCCGAGAGGAACUCGCUGCUGCAUCAGGGGCGUAAAGCCACUGUCCCAAUGGCGGCCGGUGGAUUCGCUCCGCUCCUGGAGAAACAGGGCAACGGACCCGCGUACCCCGCGCUCGUUAACCCCUCGUCUGCGUUCGUGCCCAUCCAGGUGCGACAGGAGAACAAGGACAUCGUUUCCAGUCUGCUGCAGCGCAACAGCAAUUCCAACAACCCCUGCAGCGAGACUCAAUCCCCAGCAGCGCAGACUCGGCUCCCGGUGGAGUCCCAGUGCUCUCUAACGGAUCCGCGCAAGCAGCAGCGAAACAGUCCGGCCUGGAACGGCGGCACGGCGGCGGAAGGGAACGGCUCGGACAGCGCAGACUCCAAGCCCAGCUCCGGCUCACGGCAGCACGGAUCCGCAGGGAAUCCCACGACUCACCCAACAGACAACGAGCUUCACUAACGAGCGGCAGCAGACGAGCCGCCAGCGACCUGCAGAUCUGAGGCUCUGUGUGCCUCUCUCACAGGAAUCAGUUUGGAUCAAAGGGAUGGCUCAGCCAAAAAUGACCAUUCUGUCAUAAUUUACUCGCCCUCAUGAC